Molecule: messenger RNA, 1034 nt
Organism: Anastrepha obliqua
Lineage: Eukaryota; Metazoa; Arthropoda; Insecta; Diptera; Tephritidae
Gene: Taf11
Product: transcription initiation factor TFIID subunit 11
Exons: 3
Coding region: 273-914 (213 amino acids)
Biological process (GO): transcription initiation at RNA polymerase II promoter; RNA polymerase II preinitiation complex assembly
Cellular component (GO): nucleus; transcription factor TFIID complex
Molecular function (GO): transcription coactivator activity; protein heterodimerization activity
Source: RefSeq, a predicted model, not a curated record
AAAAAAACAGCUGAGUGUUUAAUUUAAAAUAAAGAGCAACUAAACAACUAUAAUAUUUAACUCAGCUGUUAGAUGGAAAUAGAUUAAUCUUUUGCCAAGAAAUAUAUUAGUUUAAGCAUUUUCCUGUAAAAAAACAAGAGUUUUAGACGUCUAUCACAUACUCCAAUAUAGUACUGCAAUCACAAGGAAGUUUAAAUUAACACGAAAUCACACAACAUUAAAGGCUCUUGCUGAAAAAUUUCAUUCCGGUAAAGACAAAUAAAUUAACUGCAAUGGACGAAAUUUUGCUUCCAACAACUCCAGUGUCAACCACACCAACAACAACUUCAAAUGCACUGAAAAACACCGAGCACGAUGAAGUUGAUUUAAAGUUAUUCGACAAAGCCAUAAACAGUAGUGAGACAGACAAUCGCGCUGGUGAUGGAGACAAUAAUGAUAAUAGUGAUCAUUCUGGCGAUGAGGGUGUUACUAAAAUAUCCAGGCUGGACAUGAAGGAUGCCAAAAUGGAGGGUGCAGAUUUAAACGAUGAUACAAGAUCCAAGAAACAGAAAACAAAAAAAGAAAUGGAGGAAGAGGAGCGGGAGAAAAUGCAAGUGCUUGUGUCCAACUUUACUGAAGAGCAGCUCGAUCGCUACGAGAUGUAUCGGCGUGCAGCUUUCCCCAAAGCGGCUGUGAAACGUCUUAUGCAAACAAUAACCGGAUGCUCGGUAUCACAAAAUGUGGUGAUUGCAAUGUCAGGUAUUGCCAAAGUGUUCGUGGGUGAAAUUGUGGAAGAAGCUCUCGAUGUUAUGGAAGCUGCUGGCGAGACGGGUGCUUUGCAACCGAAAUACCUACGCGAAGCUGUGCGUCACUUACGACAACGUGGCCGUAUGCCCAUCGGGAAAUUUCAAAAACCAUAUUUUCGCUUGAACUGAAUGCUGCAUUUAUAACAAAUAGUUAUUAAGUACCUAAUUUUAAAAUUUAGUGGUAAGCGAUAAUAUUAACAUUUUGUAAUUGCGUUUUAUGAAUAUUUGAAAGUAAUAAUGAAAACUUAA